UAAAAAUAGACUACAGUGUAGCACACCUCACCGUCUGAACACUGUGAUGCCCCGUAGCCUGAGAGCGAUCGAGUCAGACAGACAGCCCAUUUUGUUCAAGACGGCUGGAAUAUGACAGAGUGUAGCAUUGCAGCCGUGGCUCUGGUGCUGCUGUCUCUGGCCUUGCUGAUCUCUUUGUGCGUCAAUGUCAUCUUCUGCAUCAGACGAAGAGCCAGUUUGUGCAUAGAUGAUGAGUGCUGCAACCCACACAUGUUUGAAGGAGAAAGCCCUUCACAGGAUGAAGGGCAUUAUUUUCAUAACCUUAAUCAUGACGAGCAGCAGGAAAAUCCCCACAAUCAUCACGAGCAAGAGGAAAAUCCAAUCUACGGCAACAUCAGCACAGACAGAAGGGUUUCUGUGGAGGUUUUCUAUGAGAUGAUGACCAUGCAACACACAAGAGAUCGCAUGAAGUCUCUAGAGCCUGACCUGAAUUAUGCCUCACUGGAUCUGAAGGUGGCAAACAAACACAAGAAGAAGCAUCGGCAUCAGCAAGGCCACACUCAGGGACGACACAAACCACAAGAUCAGCUGCCAGCCCGCCUCACACCCCCCGUGAAUGCCUUCUUGGAGGUGGAAGCAGACAUGGAUUGUCAGCUUCCUUCCAGAGACACCAGCACCAUGGUUUCACACAGCAGCAUUUACCUGAAUAGUCAACAGAUAGCUCAAGAGACAGAGGACAUGGAAAGGGAGAGGGGUAUAAACAUGGAGAGGGAGAACGUGGGCUGCGAAGGGAUAAGAAGGCAGGAGGAUGGCGGAGGGAGAGAGUGGACAGGAGGGCAAGAGAGCGAGGAAAGAAAAGAUAGACGUGAUUGUAGUAAUGGGAGUGUAUGCACACAGCUGUCGGAUGUAGAGGCUGUUCAGAGUGGCACAGAUCAUUUCAUCAGCAGCUUCAGCCAUGACUGUGUCCAAUAAGAUUAGGCAGACUUCAUACUUAGACUGUUUUCCUAUUUCAAACUGUUCCGAGUAGUUUGAAUAGGCCACCUGAAAAUGCCAAUAAAAGUCCAUUACUGCGCCUGUGAGAAUGAAAACUGCUGUUUGUCAUAUUCAGUAUUCAACGAGCAUUGCACGGUUGAGCAAUUUCCUCUGUGAUGCAGACAAAGUACCUCUUGAACUCUCCACAUUGAGCAACUCAGGAACAAAAGGCGCACCUUUCUGUGCACAGAGGAUGUAAUAAACGCUGAGGAUAUAAAGAGAAAAGGAAACUCUGUGUGUGACAUUUAGAGGUCAAGGGCCACGUGGAAAUUUUUUUUCUUUCUUUUCAUUUGUUGCAAAAGACAAGGAAAACAUCAAAUCAUCACAGGACAUGGAAGAUCUCUCACUGUUUUGGUGUCUCAUACAUCUGUAGACGUCUCGUAGAAAAGUGUGAAGGGAGGGGGGGGGAUCUUUACAUUUUUUUUUCCAUGCUGUAGGCGAUGGCCAGGCCUCGUGAGCUGAAUAAAUGUACUUGCCCAGACGCAGGUGAAUCUGCUUUUCAGUCAUGUAGCGCCGAAGAUAACAUUAACAUAAAGAUGAAAUUAAAGGAAAGAAAGCAAAAAGGGGAAAGCUAUAAAUAAUAAUGUCAUUUCCCUUCCCCUGUGGGCACGUUGUAAUGUAAAUGUCACCCACAGAGGAUUUUCGACGUCAGAGUUAUGAUAAUGGUCAUUAGCUUUAUAAUCUAGCGCACUUAUGAGCUAACGCGCCAUCUGCUUAAAUGAUUAUUUCCCUCUCUCUGUAAUCCCCACUCAGGAAGGAUAAUUUACUGGCCUGCUUUCUGCUGAGGGGACUGAGCUCUGAAGUGAAGUCAGCAGUCAGAGGCCUGCAGCCCACUAACUGUUUGUUGACAGUUUUUCAAUAGCUGACUGUGGCCUACUUCCCCUCUAUGGAUUAAUUUUUGGCCUCAGGCGUUUUGGAUCUAACUGACAGAGAGUACAGAGAAGCUACAUAAAGGGACACGCACAUAGCAGGGCACUUUAGGAACUCUGUGUGACAAAACCUGGUAAAUAUUUGUCUUUCAUUAUAUGCCGGCACUCAAUCUCUGUCACAUUAGAGCUGUGAUUAGUAGCACUUUCACAAACAAAGAGCGAGACAAUAAGACACGGAUUUAGAAUAGUUUAAUGCGUAUUUUGGACGGAGGAGAGCUGAGGUGAUGAAGGCGGGCUGUAUAAGGGUCUGGAAGGAGAAG
Molecule: messenger RNA, 2200 nt
Organism: Chelmon rostratus (copperband butterflyfish)
Lineage: Eukaryota; Metazoa; Chordata; Actinopteri; Chaetodontiformes; Chaetodontidae
Exons: 6
Coding region: 112-951 (279 amino acids)
Source: RefSeq, a predicted model, not a curated record